GUGAUUCCAGCUUGUGAAAGACUACACCUGUGCCGACAUGGAUACGCAGGGUUAUAUAACCACACCUGUAGAGGGUUUCAGCCAGAGUCCUCGAGCGAUCCAGUCUGCGAAGUAGUCCUCCUCCUCCUCCUCUACUCGAACACUCGCUCAGGUCCUCCUCGGAGAGCUCUCGCCAUGAGGGUCUUCUCCGUUGGGUUGGUGACGGCGACGCUGCUGUUCGCCUGGAGCGAUGCCAAUGCCAGGAUAACACCAAAGAGCAGGUUUAUCGGCUUUCGUCAAGUGACGCUGAACCCAGAUCAGGCUCAAACCUACUCCAAUGGUGGUGUUGGUCCCCGUCAGGUGACACUGAACCCAGAUCAGGCACAAACCUACCCCAAUGGUGGUGUUGGUCCCCGUCAAGUGACACUGAACCCAGAUCAAGCUCAGAACUACUCCAGUGGUGUUGGCCCGCGCAUGGAAGUGGCACCACAGUUUGAAAAUAGAGCUGCAGUAAAUUGCGGAUCUUACUACAUAGCCCCGGGUUCUUCCAAGACAUUCCAGUCAAAGAACUACCCCAGUAACUACCCUGGUGGCAAGAAGUGCACAUGGAAAUUCCGCACUUCUGUCGAUUCAAAGUUGAGCAUCCAGUGUAACGACUUCAAUAUGCAACAGUCAAGACAAUGCAGAAAGGAUUUCUUCCGGGUCACGGAUUCCUCUGGUUUUAAACAAAAAUACUGCGGUGCCAAGGGUUCUCUGAGCGUUUCUGAUAAAUCUAGGAGAGUUACUGUUUUGUUCAAAACAAACAGGAAGAAAUCUGAUACAGGAUUUUCCUGCUCUGUCAGAGCUUCAGUGCCAGACUCCCAAACAACUGUAGACCCUCAGCCAACUUCGGAAUGCACUGGAUGUGGACAAGUGAACCGUGCCAACCGCAUUGUUGGUGGAGUAGAGACGGAGGUGAACGAAUAUCCCUGGAUGGUUUCUCUUGUCAAUGGCAAUGGAUACUAUCACUUCUGUGGCGGUUCUAUCAUCUCCAGCCAAUGGGUCGUCACUGCAGCUCACUGUGCAGCUGUCAUGAGCACUUCGGAUUAUGUGUUGGUGGGAGACCACAAUCUGUACUCAUCAAGUGAUGCCAAUUCUCAGUGGAUGCAGAUUGCUGAAAUCGUGAGUCAUCCGUCCUAUGAUUCUAAUACACUGGACAACGACAUUGCCCUCAUCAGACUCACCACAGAAAUACAGUUCCCAUCUGACAACAAAAUCGCCCCUGUGUGCCUUCCAACAGCUGGUGAAAUGUAUGAUAAUGUGGAUGCCACAAUCACAGGAUGGGGAGCCCAACAGGAGGGAGGAUCCACAUCCGGCACCUUGUUCGAAGUUACAGUGCCCACCAUGACUAACACCGAAUGCAAUAACAAGUAUGGAGGAAGCAUCACUGACAACAUGAUCUGCGCAGGCAUUCCUGAGGGAGGCAAGGACUCCUGUCAGGGAGACUCUGGAGGACCAAUGGUGGUGGAAGAAAACGGCAAGUGGAAGCUGGUGGGAGUUGUGUCGUGGGGUAAUGGCUGUGCUCGACCUGAUAGGCCCGGAGUUUAUGCAAGAGUUACACAAUAUUUGCAAUGGAUUUCUGACUCUACAACCGGUGUCUGUGUUGAUGGGAACGCACCUGCUCCUACUAAUGCCCCGACGCCUGAUCCUACUUCUGAUUCUGACUGCCCUGGAUGUGGACAAGUGAACCGUGCCAACCGCAUUGUUGGUGGAGUAGAGACGGAGGUAAACGAAUAUCCCUGGAUGGUUUCUCUUGUCAACGGCAAUGGAUACUAUCACUUCUGUGGCGGCUCUAUCAUCUCCAGCCAAUGGGUCGUCACUGCAGCUCACUGUGCAGCUGUCAUGAGCACCUCGGAUUAUGUAUUGGUGGGAGACCACAACUUGUACUCAUCAACCGAUGCCAAUUCUCAGUGGAAGCAAAUUGCUGAAAUUGUGAGUCAUCCGUCCUAUGAUUCUAAUACACUGGACAACGACAUUGCCCUCAUCAGACUCACCACAGAAAUACAGUUCCCAUCUGACAACAAAAUCGCCCCUGUGUGCCUUCCAACAGCUGGUGAAAUGUAUGAUAAUGUGGAUGCCACAAUCACAGGAUGGGGAGCUCAACAAGAGGGAGGAUCCACAUCCGGCACCUUGUUCGAAGUAACGGUACCCACCAUGACUAACAAUGAAUGCAAUAGCAAGUAUGGUGGAAGCAUCACUGCCAAUAUGAUCUGCGCAGGCAUUUCUGAGGGAGGCAAGGACUCCUGCCAGGGAGACUCUGGUGGACCAAUGGUGGUGGAAGAAAACGGCAAGUGGAAGCUGGUGGGAGUUGUGUCGUGGGGAUAUGGCUGUGCUCGACCUGAUAGGCCCGGAGUCUACGCCAGAGUUACACAAUACCUUGAUUGGAUUUCGACCUCGACCGGAGGUGUCUGUCCGGCGGCUGGUUAAUCCGUCCAUUGAAUAGGCUAAUAGAAGCCUAAGCUGGUCCUUAGACGGCAUAGACAAGGAGUUGAGUUGCGGAUAUACUACCUUUAUUACUUACUUUCACGUUUUCUUUCAUUUGGCACAUUUAAGAAAAGAAACACCUUUUUUGAAAUAACUAAAAUAUCCGGAAGUGACAAUAAAUUGAGUAUAUUU
Penaeus indicus is the source of this 2634-nucleotide messenger RNA. RefSeq names its product transmembrane protease serine 9-like. The record is from RefSeq and is a predicted model, not a curated record. Lineage: Eukaryota; Metazoa; Arthropoda; Malacostraca; Decapoda; Penaeidae. Gene Ontology annotation, molecular function: serine-type endopeptidase activity. Gene Ontology annotation, biological process: proteolysis. The transcript is spliced from 19 exons. The coding region runs from base 175 to 2445 and encodes 756 amino acids.